This is a messenger RNA of Hordeum vulgare subsp. vulgare (domesticated barley), 4146 nucleotides long. RefSeq names its product DNA topoisomerase 1. The coding region runs from base 154 to 3516 and encodes 1120 amino acids. NCBI's taxonomy places the organism in Eukaryota, Viridiplantae, Streptophyta, Magnoliopsida, Poales, Poaceae. The record is from RefSeq and is a predicted model, not a curated record. The transcript has 21 exons. Gene Ontology annotation, biological process: DNA topological change. Gene Ontology annotation, molecular function: DNA topoisomerase type I (single strand cut, ATP-independent) activity; DNA binding. Gene Ontology annotation, cellular component: chromosome.
ACCAUUCCCACCUCGCCUCCGCCUCCGCGCCGCUUCCCUCCUCUCUCCCCCCUAUCCACUCCCACCUAAAACCCUAGCUAGACCCCCUCAGCCAGCCAGCCACCCCAUGCUCCUCCUCCCCUGAGCGCCGCCCCCGCCCCUGCGCCCCUCGCAAUGGCGCUCCAGCUUCGCCGCCUCCUCCCGCACGGCUACGCCCACCGCGCCCUCACCCUCGCCACCAAGCCCCUGCCUCCGGCGCCGGCCAUGCUUCACUUUGGGCCUUCCCCGAGAUAUUCAUGCUCCUUCAUGCCUUAUUCCCCUUUGCGUCCUUGUCAAAUGUGCGGAGUCGCAGUACGGAAUAAUUCAACGAGGAAACUGUCUCUAAGAAAUAGCUCUCAGAUUGCCCUACAGCUCAGAAGUAGUGCCUUUUUGACUACUGGGCUCUCAGGUUACCACAGUUCUGUAAGUUCCAGGGCUGCAGCUAUCUGUGGAGUUGCUUUAAAGGCUACCAGUAGUGUUAAUUCACGACUCUUCUCGACUGCAUUUAGUAAAAAGUUAAGGUUUCUCAUUAGAAAUAAGAGCUCAUUUAGCAAUCCCAAUAUAACUAGGGAAGGUGGGAGUGCUGCCCAUAGUUACUUCCAUAGAUCUGAGAGACGUAAAAGCACACUAGCUGCGUGUAGCACCAUUGCUGAUGAGGCUUCCACAUCUACGAGCAAGUGCAGCGAGGGUGGUGCAGAUACUAAAAAGGACAUUGCGAAGAAGAAGAAUUCUAGAGGCAGCAAAAAAGAAGUUAGUGCAGAUGUGAAAGAAAAGAAAGUUUCUACCAAGAAAAAUAGCACUUCUGCUAAAACUAGUAAAACAGCAGCAAAGACAACCGAGAAAGCUAGUGUGAAGCAAGAAGAAAAGAAGGCCGACGCAUCUAAACCAAAGAAAGGGGUUGGUAGUUCCAAAGAGAAAAAAACAGUAACCAGAUCGAAGAAACCUUUGAAAGCAAAGGAAUCUGCUACUAUUGCAGCCGCUGAACCCAAGAAUUGCAUGAAGACCACUGUUGAUAGUUCUGGUAGCGAGAGGAGGCCACUUGUACCUCUUUACCCCCCGGUAGCUAAAUCAGUAGUUGUUGUUGAAUCAGCUACAAAAGCAAAAGUUAUUCAAAAAUACCUUGGGGACAUGUAUGAAGUAUUACCUAGCUAUGGUCAUGUGAGGGAUCUAGCUGGAAAGUCAAAAUCUGUCCGCCCUGAUGACGACUUCAGCAUGGUAUGGGAGGUGCCUACUGCUGCCUGGACACACCUUAAAAGCAUUAAAGUUGCAUUGAAAGGAGCAGAAAAUUUGAUUCUCGCUUCUGACCCUGACCGUGAAGGUGAAGCAAUUGCUUGGCACAUAAAGGAAAUGCUUGAACAACAGCAGGAUGUGUUGGGUUCCCAUGUUACUGUUGCAAGAGUUGUCUUCCAUGAAAUUACGGAGGAUGCUAUUAAAAACGCUUUAAUGUCUCCAAGACAUAUUGAUAUGGACUUAGUUAAUGCUUACCUUGCACGUCGUUCCCUUGAUUAUUUGAUUGGGUUUGGCAUAUCACCACUUUUGUGGAGGAAGUUGCCUGGUUGUCAGUCAGCUGGACGAGUCCAAUCUGCAGCUUUGGCUCUUGUAUGUGACCGGGAGGCUGAAAUAGAACAGUUUAGUCCGCAGGAAUAUUGGACUGUUGAUACCGAAUUCGAAACCCAGUGUUCGGAUUCUUCAAAAGGCCUAUGUCUUACAUCCCGGAUAAAGCUUCUCAAUUCAAAAAAGUUGGAUCAGCUUUCUAUAAGUUCUCAAGAAGAAGCACGAGCAAUAGAAAAGAGGAUUUAUUCGUGCCAAUUCGAAGUAAAAGGUGUUAAGAGAAGCAAAAUUUGCAAGAAUCCUCCAAUGCCAUAUAUAACAUCCAGCCUUCAGCAGGAUGCAGCAAACAAACUACAUUUUGGUGCAGGGCGGACCAUGAAGGUAGCCCAGAAGCUUUAUGAAGGGAUCAGUCUUUCGUCAGAACAAACAACGGGGUUAAUAACGUACCUUAGAACAGAUGGGUUUCAUAUUUCUGAUGGAGCCGCAGAAGAUAUUCGUUCGUUAGUGAAAGAAAGGUACGGAGAGCAGUAUGCACCAGAGGAUAUUAGGAAGUACUUGAAUAAGGUGAAAAAUGCUCAAGAGGCCCAUGAAGCCAUAAGGCCCACCAGCAUAAGGAGGUUGCCAUCAUCUUUGAUUGGAAUACUUGAUGAGGAUUCUUUGAAACUGUACACUCUAAUAUGGAGAAGAACAAUGGCUUGCCAAAUGGAAGCUUCAAGGACUGAGCUGAUUCAAGUUGACAUUGGUAAUCCUGAAGGAGACAUGAUUUUUCAUUCAUCUGCAUCAAGGCUUGACUUCAAGGGGUACCAAGCCGUCUAUGAGGACACUGAAGCAAGUGGGUCCAGUGAAAGCCCUGAAGGAGAAGCUGCACAUCAGGAUAAUUUCGAGGCCUUGUCCAAAUUAGAGAUGAAAGAUUUGGCGUCUCCCGUUAACGUGAAUCUUGGGCAGCACUUUACUAAACCUCCAUCCCGUUAUUCUGAGGGUGCAUUGAUUAAAAAGAUGGAGGAACUUGGAAUUGGAAGGCCUUCUACGUACGCCUCUAUAAUGAGGGUGUUGCAGGACCGGAAAUAUGUGACAAUAAAAAGUCGAGUUCUGCACCCUGAGUUUCGUGGUCGAAUGGUCUCAGCAUUUCUUUCACAUCUUUUCUCUGAGAUUGCCGAUUACAGCUUUACUGCUAACAUGGAGACGGAGCUAGACAAUGUCUCUGCUGGGUCAACUGAAUGGAAGGGCCUCCUGACAAAUUACUGGGAACGAUUCAGCAAAUACUGCACAGAUGCUAGUCAAUGGGAUGUUAGAAAGGUAGAGAGAAUGCUUGAAGAGAAAUUCCUUCCUACCCUCUUUCCUGACCUUGACACAGAUAGUAGGAUUUGCCCUAGUUGUUCUGAAGGAACCCUGAGAUUCAAAGUUAGUAGGUACGGCGAAGGCUAUUUUAUAGGCUGUGAUCGACAUCCGAAAUGCAAGUACAUCGCCCGCACAUUAUCAGAUGAAGAUGAUGAAAAUGAAACCUCCGAGGAAAAUCCUAAGUCUUUUGAACCUCGGCUACUUGGUGUCAAGCCUGAUACAAACGAAAAGGUCUUCUUAAAACAAGGUCCUUAUGGUUACUACAUCCAGGUCGGAGAGGAUAGGAAAGGAGUGUCCCAGAAAAGAGCUCCUAUUUCCGAGGUCAAAGAUGUUAACUCUAUCACCAUCGAAGAUGCAAUUGAGCUAUUGCAGUAUCCAAAAGUUCUGGGGAAACAUCCUGAUGAUGAGCAUCCGGUACUUAUGACACAUUCUAAAGCUGGAUUUAGCGUCCGGCACAGGAGAAGCCUUGCUCCAGUGCCAAAGACUCAGGACCCAAAGAAGGUUACACUUGAGCGUGCACUGAAGUAUCUGACGGGUAAAAAUGUCAAAAAGUUUGGACGGCCAAAGGGAAAAUCUAACAAAAAUGCAGAACCCAUUGAAUGGCAUUAAGCGAUCAGCUGUCACAGACGCAAUGUGGAAACUUGCACAGGCUCCGAAUAACAAAGGUCAAUGUCAAGCUCGUGCACAAAAUUCAGAGUGGAUCAGUGGUAAGAAUGAGCAGUCAGUGUUUAUUCAAGUGGUUAUGUAUGCCUAGCUGCUGCCAAUAAUUCCCGGCAAUGCUUUUUGAUGAUGAUGGGCCUCCAUGCGUGAAAGGACAGCUGGUCAACUCAUAAGCAUAUAAAACAUGUGCGCAGGUGCUCAUGUCUUUUGAGUUGUAUUUCUUGCUGGAUUUCUCCAUAAUCCCGCAUAAGAAAGAGAAAUGAUAUACACGCAGACGAGCAACAUCUCUCUGCCCUUCAUUCUUUUAUGGGUCACCGUCAACAGCUGUAUAGAAAACACAGAUGACGGGCAACUUACCACAACAUUAUAUACACCCAUAGUUUUUUUUUGCCACUUACAUUUUGUUUCUUUGCUAAUGUUGUCAUGAAAUUUUGCCAAUAAUGUAAAAUUUAAAGAGAGUUGUUGUGGCUUGGUUUAGAGGUCACUGAUUGUUGGUUCAUACUACCUGACUUGCAACGGAACUAGCAUAUUACUGGGCAACGUGGGAAUGGCAGCAGCAUUUGAUGCCAAUUGAUGACA